Messenger RNA from Fusarium venenatum, 2505 nucleotides. NCBI's taxonomy places the organism in Eukaryota, Fungi, Ascomycota, Sordariomycetes, Hypocreales, Nectriaceae. The record is from RefSeq and is a predicted model, not a curated record.
AUGGCGCCCCAAAACGGCAAGCCUCACAACGGCAACUCGAAGCCUCGUCGACCUGGAGGGAGCAAGCUUGCUCAAUCCUCCAAGCCUCUCCCGGCUAUCCCACUGCCUUAUGUGAAGCGUCAGGCUGCUCGGGCUAGUGCUGCCUCUGCCGCGACCCAGAAACCUGAUGCGCCUUCGCCCUCCGAAUUGAAGCUCACGAAUGGCAAUGCACCCACUGAGGUCAAGAAGGCUGGGUCUGUAGCUUCAGCUGCAGAACCUAGCUCGGUUUCCAGCCCUGUUUUGACUUCAGCUUCCAAAGCUGAGAAGGAGUCAAUUGAGACCAAGGUUGACAGUGCUCCAAAGUCAAAGAACGAUACUACCAACCUUGUCAAUUCUCACAAUGUUUCUGUCGCAUCUGCCUCUGAGCAUCCCACCACCGAGAUCGAAAACGCCCACAAAAAUCCUGCAGCCUCAAAACGUGCCGAUCAGCCCACCACCACCAACAAAUCUGAUAUUGGAACAAGAACCGACAACACCAUUGACAAUAUGGACGGGCUAAACGGUAUCGCGAGUAAGGGUAAAACCAAACCUCAAGCUGGUGAGGCGCCUCAAGAUUAUCAAGACCAUCCCGACGCUCAUAACCCCACUACAGACAACCACAACAUUUCCAAGAUGAAGUCUCGACCUCCCCCCGCUGUCCCUCCUGGCCGAUACCAGAUGCCUCCUGCUUUUCAGCCUUCUGGACGACCUGUUGGACCAACUGCGAACGGUGAUAUGCGUGGCCCUCGACCUCUGAUGCCUAGCGGCCCGCCUCUUCACCAGCCGCAUCACAGCAAUGGUAGCAUUCAUUUCGGCGCUUUCCAUGGUUCGACAAGCUCAUCUCCAGCUCCUUUGUCUGGAGGUAUUGCCCCUCCUCCUGGUAUGAUGGGACCCAAUGGCCAACCUCCCUACAUGCCUCCUGGUACCAAUGGAUUCCCUCACAUGAUGCCCUAUGAGGUCCCUGUCACGACUAUCGAUAACUACGGUAGACCCACGAUGGCUUAUGUACCGGCGGAUUCAUUCCCUCCUUAUGGCAACAACCUUGGCCCCUCCACCCCGCACAGCUUCCAUGAUUCCCAGACAUCCGGCCCUCCAGAUGAAUUCGGCGUUUACAACCAUUUCGCUUCAGCACCAGUCCCCAACGGCAUUUCUGGCCCAGGGGAAGACAACCAGUCGCCAAACUAUCCAGGCAGAAUGUUUGGAGGUCCGGACUACCCCCAAAUGAUGCAGAAUGCCGGUCCUCCCCCCCGCAUGAUGUCCGGGAUGGAUGACGCUGAGGGUCUCAUUGAUCAUUUCCAGCGACAGUUUGGAGCUCCCGAGUUUGCCGAUUGUUUCCUAGAGCUUCAAUUCACGAAAAGAAGAGCUCAUCCGGUUCGUAUUCCUGGUCACCGGAUUCUCUUCUCCCGCAGCUCCGAGCUCGCAGGCGUAAUGUCAAAGGGUCUUGCUCAGCCCAACAACGGCACACAGCUCCCCUCUCUUGUUCUUGAGACAGAGAGUAAAUGGAUUCAACCCGAUCCGUUCUACUUUGCUGUCCAGCGCCUCUACGGACUGCCUUUGUUCACCCCGCCUCAUAGCAUGAAGCAGGGUACCACAGUCGACGCUGGGUCACUGACAGAACGCUUCGAUUUUGCUCUUGGGUAUGCUGCCUCUGGCCAUCUUCUCCGCUGGGACGCAGUCACCCGACGUGGCUGUGAGCUGGCCAUGGAGCUUCUGGACGUGCAGACGGUGGAAAAGGCUCUGGAAUUUGCACUAGAGGGACACCGAGAUGAGGGUACACAUGAAGCGUUCAAAUAUGGUGACGGAUCUCGAGCAAUCCUUAGAGAGAUUGUCUCUUUUAUCGCCAAUAACCUUCACCCCACCUUCAAACUUGACACUUCAGUUACCGACCCGUUAGGCUACGCUCGUCUCCCGGCCCAGGCCGCCCUGUCUAGCAACGCCACAAACCGCAAGCUCUCACCCCCACCUAUCGCCAGAGGAACUUCUGUCCACCUCAAGGGACGUCGCUCUCAGCAAAUUUCUGGUAUCCAGUUUGGUGACCUUUCCUCCACUGAAAGCGUAAUGUCACCAGGUUCGGACGCCUCGGGCGCAUCUCAGCCACAGCGAACCUCGCUUCAUGCUGUCCUUUCUCGCAUCCUUCUCAAUCUUCCUUUCGAAACACUCAAGUUGUUACUUGAAAACGCGACCAGAGAUGGAAAUGCCUGGCCCAACGCAGAUGCCGUGUUCCGUGCGGUCAAGGACACAGUGGCUGAGAGAGAGCGACGUCGACUCCAGAUUGUGGAGAUGGUCAAGAAUCGCCAGAUCCCACAAUGGGAAGUCGUUUCCAACCAGCUUUCUAUCCCGGAGCCACGCAACUACAUUGGCCCUUGGGGUGCUUUGGGCUGGCAGGAAGAGGUUGUUGCUUUUGGACCUUCAGAGAGCCCAACUCUUAACCGAACUUGGACUCCUCUGGCGAACCCUCAGAUGGCUACCCAAGCAGCGUAUCCUUGA